Messenger RNA from Pimephales promelas (fathead minnow), 3756 nucleotides. RefSeq names its product TEK tyrosine kinase, endothelial (gene tek). Gene Ontology annotation, molecular function: ATP binding; protein binding; transmembrane receptor protein tyrosine kinase activity. Gene Ontology annotation, biological process: protein phosphorylation; endothelial cell proliferation; multicellular organism development. NCBI's taxonomy places the organism in Eukaryota, Metazoa, Chordata, Actinopteri, Cypriniformes, Leuciscidae. The record is from RefSeq and is a predicted model, not a curated record. Gene Ontology annotation, cellular component: plasma membrane; signaling receptor complex.
GUGGCCUUUCCCAUCCUCAGCACACAGAGAGGAAACAGGAAAAGGAACUCCAACUCCCUGUGGCUGAGCAGAGCGAGGGGUGGAGACGCUGGAGGAAAAGAAAGGGAGAGUUCAUUUGAGUCGGGAUCGAGGGAUGUGUGCGGACGGCCGUUUCUGACAGACACUCGGUCUCCGGGACUGGACGCUCUUCUCUGUGGAUGUGCUCGAGCGGGGACCAUGAGUCACCUGACCUCCGUCACGCUGUGUCUGAUUGGCUGCUUGUUCGCAGGCAGCGCUCUUGACAUCUCAGACGUGUCUCUGAUAAACCCAGACCCGGUGGUGUCUUCGGCGACCCUGCCGUCUCUCCUGUGUGUGAGCAGUGACUGGACCGGUUCUGGCGGCUCCAGUUCGCUGAGUUUGGGCCACGACUAUCCUGAUGUGGACGCUCAUGUGUUGAGCUCUGAACCGGACCCAAGCCGCCACUCUGCCGCAAAAGUCACGUGGAUUUCCCGCAAUCACACCUUUGGAGCUUUUUACUGCCAAGACAAAAACUCAAACGGGAGUAAAAUCUACACCUACAAGAUGCUCUAUGAAGCUGACUUCUACCCUGAAUCUCUGACCAUCACUGUUAACAAAGGUGAAGAUGUUAAACUCUCUUUCACGACAAAGAAAUAUUUACAAGAGGACAUAGUCAUCUAUAAAAACGGGAAUUUUGAACACUCAUCACCCAAAGAAGACAUUACGGACAUAUAUCAUUUGCCAAUAACCAAUACAAAAGCAAGUCAUGCUGGAUUAUAUUCCAUCCAUUACAUUUCUAGAGCUCUGUUCAGCUCAGCAAUAACCCGACUGAUUGUCAGGAGUUGUGGGGCCGGUUUAUGGGGUGUGAAUUGUACGAACCCGUGUCCGCCCUGCACGAAUGGAGGCGUGUGUCACGACGGGACGGGAGAAUGCAUCUGCCCGCCAGGCUUUCACGGACCCACCUGUCAAACCGUGUGUGGCGAGGGCCGCUUUGGCCCCAGCUGUAAGGAGCGUUGUGAAGACGGCCUCUGCCGAUCGCUGGUCUUCUGUCUCCGGGACCCGUACGGCUGCUCCUGCGCGUCUGGAUGGAAGGGCCUGAACUGCAGCGAGGCCUGUCCGUCUGGUUAUUACGGCGCCGACUGUAAACAGAAAUGUGUGUGUGAACGGGGCGAAUGCAAUCGCUUCAGAGGGUGUGUGUGUCCUGGCAUGCACGGAUAUCGCUGUGAGACACGAGACAGGAGACCUGUGAUCGCGAGCAGUCUGAGAGACAUGGAGAUCAACUCAGGCGCCUCUAACACCAUCAACUGCUCCGCGUCAGGCCAGCCCGCUCCGUUACACGGGGAAAUAACCCUCGUCAAACCCGACAGAUCCAGGCUCGAUGCAGUGGACACACAGACAGAAAAUGAUCAGACAACAUCCACAUUCAGGCUGGAGGAAAUCCCUUUAUCUGCUGCUGGCCGCUGGUUGUGUCAGGUGAAAACCAAAAGCUUUCAGGAGGAGAAGGACUUUAUAGUGAAUGUCAAAGUUCCCCCGCAGGCUCAGAAUCGGCCCGUCCUGAACCACAGCGGUCCACAUCACCUGAUUCUGCAGGUCGACAAAGAUCCCUUCACGGGAGACGGCCCAGUCACCUCGGUCAAGGUCGUCUACCGGCGGGCCGGCGCAUCCACAUGGAGAAGCGUUGAGGCGGGCGGCUCUCUGGUAAAGCUGGAUCAUCUUUCUCCCAUGACGGACUACACUACAGCGGUGCAGCUCAGUCGCCGCGGACCGGGAGGAGCCGGCCAGCCCUGGCCCGAAGCCACCUUCUCCACUCAGGUGCUCGAGCCACUCACGGGUGUGAAAUUGACACCUGUCAAUCAGACCUCGCUGGUCCUGUCGUGGGACGCGGCUCCUGCCGACGACACCUGGGGUUACAAGGUCACGUGUCAGCAGGUCGGAGCUUCAGAAACCGUGAGGAAGUUCCAGCUGGUGUCGAACUCCUCCAGUCUCCAUCUGAGCGAGCUGAAACCCAGACACAAAUACCAGUGCAGUGUGACGACGACCAGCAGCGGCACAGAUCGGCCCAGUCCCACCGCCAGCGCCUGGACGCUCAGCGACCAGCGUCCUCCUCCUCCUGCCAACAUCUCCACCUAUGACAUCAGUGACAGCUCAGCCAUCAUCACCUGGUGUGUGCCCGAGGGUCACUCCGUCUCCAGAGCCAUCAUCCGCUACCAGCAGACGGAGCAGGAGGACUACAGCCAGCAGGUGGAGCUCGGCGUGCAGCCGGACCAGACCAGCAUGAGCUUCCAGCUCCGGGGCCUGAGGGCCGACAGCACGUACCAGCUGCAGCUCUGGACGCUCAACAACGUAGGAGAGAGUGCAGAACGGCCAGAGGUCACCCUCCAGACGCUGACCUCGCAGGAGAGCAAACAGCUUCUCGGACUCACGGCUCAUGGAAACAUGCUCUUCUACGCCAUACUGGGCUCCGCGGGCAUGACGUGCAUCACCAUCCUGCUGGCCUUCUGCAUCGUAUUGCAGCUGAAGAAAGCCACCUUCCAGAGACGCAUGGUGCAGGCCUUUCACAACAUAGUGAGAGAGGAGCCCGUGGUCCAGUUUAGCUCCGUGCCUCUAAACAUGCCGAAGAAAGUUCACAACUCCAGCCAGUCUGUGGCCUAUCCAGCCCUGGAUUGGAGUGACAUAAAGUUCCAGGACGUGAUCGGAGAGGGAAACUUUGGACAGGUGUUGAAAGCUCGCAUUAAGAAAGACGGGCUGAGGAUGGAUGCGGCCAUCAAGAGAAUGAAAGAAUAUGCGUCUAAGGACGACCACAGGGACUUUGCGGGUGAACUGGAGGUCUUGUGUAAGCUGGGUCACCAUCCGAACAUCAUUAACCUCCUGGGAGCGUGUGAACACAGAGGUUACCUGUAUCUGGCCAUUGAAUACGCUCCUCACGGAAACCUGCUGGACUUCCUGCGUAAGAGCCGCGUAUUAGAGACGGACCCGGCCUUCGCCAUCGCUAACAGCACCGCCUCCACGCUCUCCUCGCAGCAGCUCCUGCACUUCGCUGCAGACGUGGCAGGAGGCAUGGACUACCUGAGCCAGAAACAGUUUAUUCACAGAGAUCUAGCAGCCAGAAACAUCCUGGUUGGAGAAAACUUUAUGGCAAAGAUCGCUGAUUUCGGCCUGUCCAGAGGUCAGGAGGUUUACGUGAAGAAGACGAUGGGCCGUCUGCCGGUGAGAUGGAUGGCCAUCGAAUCUCUCAACUACAGUGUUUACACCUCCAACAGUGACGUGUGGUCGUACGGCGUGCUGCUCUGGGAGGUGGUCAGCUUAGGAGGGACACCGUACUGCGGUCUGACGUGCGCUGAGCUGUACGAGAAACUCCCGCUGGGCUUCCGGCUGGAGAAGCCGCUCAACUGCGAUGACGAGGUGUACGAGCUAAUGAAACAGUGCUGGAAGGAGAAGCCGUACGAGAGACCGUCAUUCGCUCAGAUCCUGAUGUCUCUCGGUCGUAUGCUGGAGGAGCGGAAGACGUACGUCAACACGACGCUCUAUGAGAAGUUCACCUACGCCGGCAUUGACUGUUCUGCAGAGGAGGCUGGCUGAUCUCAGAGCUUCAUUACGCUUAAUAACAUCCUCCAAUUCACAGACUAGAGGUUUACACACACUGUGUGUAUCAUAUUUCUGUUUGUUGUGAAGUGAGAUGUUGACUGCAGAUGCUGACCGAUGUGUUACAUUUGUAUAUUUCAUUGUUUUUAAUAAAACCCCUGUUGUUAGAUACUGCGA